This is a messenger RNA of Neoarius graeffei (lesser salmon catfish), 1577 nucleotides long. Its product is annotated as E3 SUMO-protein ligase ZBED1-like. Lineage: Eukaryota; Metazoa; Chordata; Actinopteri; Siluriformes; Ariidae. Bases 105 to 1037 code for a protein of 310 amino acids. Gene Ontology annotation, molecular function: protein dimerization activity. The record is from RefSeq and is a predicted model, not a curated record. The transcript is spliced from 3 exons.
GCGCAGUUGCGACCACAGUUUUGAAGGAGAAGCAAAAUUUGCUGGGGCUUCCACGCCACAAGCUCAAAGCAGAUGUGAAAACCCAAUGGAAUAGUUCUUUCGAGAUGUUGGAACACUUUCUUGAACAAGCUGCGGUGAUGACGACACUUUUCGACAAGAAAGUCAGAAAAGGCUCGUGUGACGUGCACACACUCGGUGAAAGUGAUCUCUUGACUGCCGAACAAAUGGUGAGUCUGCUAGCCCCGCUAAAGGCUGCUACCACUUUGAUGUGCGAGGAGAAGCAACCCGCUGUGUCCAUCAUUGCACCUCUCCAAAUGAAGGUCUUGGCGCAUUUCGAAUCCGCACCGGAUGACGCCCCCUUAAUCAAAGACACGAAACGACUCAUGGCUGAUGAUCUUAGAGAGCGGUAUGUGGACGAGGAACCAUUCUUAAUCCAAGCAGCUGCUUUGGACCCCCGAUUCAAAAAGCUUCCUUUCCUGGGUGAUGAGAGAAGAAACCAAACCUUUGAAUAUCUUGCUGAAGAAGCAGCACAGCUGAAGGAACAUAGGAAUGAGUCAGAGGCCCAGCCUGAGGAAACACCUCCUCGCUCUUCUCAUGACCCGAUUCCUAGGAAGCUAAAUGAAGUGUGUGAUGCGGAAACCACUGAAGAAUGCCCUCCUGUUUCCAAGAAAUCAAAGGUAUUAGAGGACCUGUUUGGCGACUCCUUCUGCACUGAGGACCAAAAUGUCAGAGACAAAACAUCCAAAGAGCUAGCCCAUGAUGAAAUUAGGAAGUACAGCGAUGUUGCAUCUUUGAAUCUAGAUGGUAAGGUGUUAGACUGGUGGAGAGCUCACCAGGCUGAGUUUCCUCUCCUUGCAGACCUGGCCAAGACUUACUUAUGCAUUCCUGGUACAAGUGUACCAUCAGAACGUGUAUUUAGUACAGCAGGGGACAUCGUGCGUUCAGAGCGUAGUGUACUGUCUUCUGAGUAUGCGGACCAGUUGAUUUUCUUGAAGAAAAAUCUGUCAAGGAGCACCAUUGAGAGUACUGAACUAUAGAGCUCACCCUCCUUGUUUCUGGUUGUUUUGCCAUUAAUGGGCCGUAGGCUUAUGUCCUAGACUUGUUACUUUUGAUUCUUACUGCACUUAAACUGGUUUUGUUGAGUAACUGUUCUAUUUGCAAGGCCCCUGCUAUAGCUCAAGCCAUGUGUGACCACUAUUACCUCAUUCUUCUAAAAUGUAAAUGCAUUUUUAUUUUAUAGUGAAUGGGCUGUAAGCUUAUGUCCUAGACUUUUGUUACUUCUUAUUAUUGCACUUUAAGUCAUUUUGUGGAGUAACUGUUCUAUUUGCAGUUCACCUACUGCAGAUGAUGUGUGACCAUUACCUCUUAAUAAAAUGCAAAUGAUUUUUCAAAAUGUAACCAAGAAAAGUGCAGGGUUGAUGUACUUGAACUGUAGAGGUCAGUCUUUGUUUUGUUGUCUUUUUUUUUUUUUUAACAGUGAAUAGGCUAAUUGGCCAUACUAGACCUGCACAGUAAGCACUAGACUUUUUGUUUUUAUUACAAUUUAUCUGAUUGCACUUUAUUUUACUCUUUUUGUG